This is a messenger RNA of Wallemia ichthyophaga EXF-994, 210 nucleotides long. RefSeq lists its product as uncharacterized. Lineage: Eukaryota; Fungi; Basidiomycota; Wallemiomycetes; Wallemiales; Wallemiaceae. The record is from RefSeq and is a predicted model, not a curated record. The coding region runs from base 1 to 210 and encodes 69 amino acids. The transcript is spliced from 2 exons.
AUGAAAUUAUUCAACAAGUUCAACAAGAAGAGGAGUAACAAGAAGACCAAGAAGGGAAUAUCCAAUACAGAUAUCAUUCCGCACCUCUCGCCUAAGCAAGAACGGAGACAAGUGCAGUACAAGAACAAUCACCUCAAGAAUCCAAUCUAUAAGCUACCUUCUAUCGACGAUAUCAGUUUACCAGAUUUAUCCGACAAAGGAGGCGCUUGA